Molecule: messenger RNA, 1596 nt
Organism: Notolabrus celidotus (New Zealand spotty)
Lineage: Eukaryota; Metazoa; Chordata; Actinopteri; Labriformes; Labridae
Gene: stx18
Product: syntaxin 18
Exons: 11
Coding region: 16-1053 (345 amino acids)
Biological process (GO): retrograde vesicle-mediated transport, Golgi to endoplasmic reticulum
Cellular component (GO): SNARE complex; endoplasmic reticulum
Source: RefSeq, a predicted model, not a curated record
GCACAGCGUCGCAGAAUGAUGACGUCCUCACUUGGUGACGUGUCAGUUUGUUUACAGCUGUACCUGCGCUGCAGCUGCACAGACAUGGCUGUGGAUAUAACUUUACUUUUCAAGGCCAGUGUUAAGACAGUCAAAACCAGGAACAAGGCGAUAGGAAUAGGCUUUGACUCUACUAAAGAUGAGAUUUUCAAGAGGAGCAGACCGAAGAGUGGCUUCUCUCCGAAGGCAAAAGAAGUGAUCACAAACAUCACCAAGCUCAAAGACUUUCUGCUACAACACAGGAAAGAUUACGUUAGCGCCGGAAGUCUCAUCUCAUCAGACCUGACCCGCAUGACAGACAAUGAGCGAGAUCAAAUAGACCAGGAUGCUCAAAUCUUCAUGAGGACAUGUUCUGAGGCUAUCAAGCAGCUACACAAUGAAGCGGACAAGCAAGUGACAUCAGCACAGAUAAAGGAGCACAGGUGGGCUGUGCUGGACCUCAUUGAAGUGUAUCUAAGGGGAGUGUGUAAGCUGUACUCAGAGCAGAGAGCAAUCAGAGUCAAGAGAAUGGUGGACAAGAAGAGGCUGUCAAGACUGGCACCAGAGCACCACAGGGUGGAGAAGACGCCAGAGAAAGAGCCCACAGAGGAGAAGACCGUCAAGGAGGAAAGUUCUGAGAAGAGUGUGUCAGAGGUCCUGGACAACCCAGUCAACCUGUGGGAGGAGGGCCGGGUGGAAGAUGAGCUCUCCCCUGAAGAGAUCCAGAUGUUCGAGCAGGAGAACCAGAGGUUGGUGAGCGAGAUGAACAGUCUGGUGGAUGAAGUCAGGCAAAUUGAGGGGAAAGUGGUGGAGAUCUCCCGACUGCAGGAAAUUUUUGCUGAAAAAGUCCUGCAACAGGAAACGGUGAUAGACAAUACUCACCAGCUGGUAGUGGGCGCUACAGAAAACAUCAAAGAAGGCAACGAGGAUAUACGAGAGGCAAUCAAAAACAACGCUGGCUUCCGUGUGUGGAUCCUGUUCUUCCUCGUCAUGUGCUCUUUCUCUCUGCUUUUCCUGGACUGGUACGACAGCUAACCCAAUUAGCCAGCAUGGACUCUUAUUAGAUAGGAAAACAUCUGACUCCGGCACAUAAGGAAGGGAUGUACAACACUGAGACUGAAUGUAACAUAACAUGCUGGACCUGCUGUACAGAGGGAAAGAUUCUGCUCCUAAGUGGAGACAGAUCAAUCUUCCCUGAUGCCGUCUGUCCAUCUUUAAAGUUGAAAGCACUUCUAUGGCAGCAAGCUUUGUAUUGCUUCAAGUGUGUGUGCAUUUAGAUGGUUCGUCUUCCUCUACCACUGACAGCCGUGAUAAUGGUUUGAUUGGCAGAGACUAUUCAAUGAACAAAUAACAAAUUUUUGUCAUUUCACUGUCACGCUCAAGUAUACUAUUUAACUAGAUUAUAAAAUUGUACCCCUACAUGACAUGUCAAUUUAACACCUCUGUAAAAUGCUGUACGUUUCUUUUUGCUUUCCAGGCAGUUGUAAGCAACAGAACAAUUUUAUCAUUUCUAUCACAGUGUCACUGUACUGAUGCACCUCUAAAACUCUAGUAAAAUAAAAAAUUAUCUAAAUUAAA